AAGUGUAGCGAAGAUUAUUGUAGUAUAUGUUUACCAAUCCGAAGUCCUCAACAUAUAUUCAAUAUAUUAUAUCACUUACCCGAUCCAAUGCCAGCAAAUAAUGAACAUUAUAAAAAUUUUGAGGAUGUUUAUGGUACAGAUACUCAUGAAUCAUAUUGUCUAUCUAUACAGGCUCGUAAAGCAAAAUCGGACAAAAAUAAGAAAGUAAAAGCUCAAAAAAGGCGAGAUAAGCAAAUGCCAUGGACAAGAAAUGCACAGAGAGCAAAAAUGUGGAAAAUUUUAAUGUCAUACUUUGAUACAAUAAGUUAUACUUGUGGUACUACAUUUGCUUUUCACAAUAAAAUGGAAUCUGAAGAUGAUCCUAUGGAAGAAUCAUCCCGAAAACGAAAUAUGGAAACAUUAGAGGGUGAUAAUAUUUUAUCAGAUAUGGAAUCAGAGGAAGGAGAAGUCUCAGAUGAAGAGUUUAUUUUAGUAGAUGAUACAAAUACCUAUACCAAGAGGGAUGAUAUGGAUCAAAAAUUAAGGAAUGUCUUAUCUAAAGUAUUUGUAAAUGCAGCGUUAGAAUGUUAUGAUGAAAUGGAAAAAGCUUAUUAUUCAGCUAAUUUUUCGCUAAUAUGUUUUAAUUGUGGUUCACAUGAAUAUGUAGUACCUGUACCUGAAAAACAGUAUCCUUACUGUGAAAUCUGUACCAAUGAUCCAAAUGUAUCGAUUAAAAUGGGUAAAGGAUUAAAUUUUUCAAAUAUUCAACAUGUGUUUGGUUUAGAUAAUUUAAUUUGCUAG
Messenger RNA from Funneliformis mosseae, 780 nucleotides. The record is from the annotation of a GenBank genome assembly. NCBI's taxonomy places the organism in Eukaryota, Fungi, Glomeromycota, Glomeromycetes, Glomerales, Glomeraceae.